AUGCCAAACACUGAAAAAGAAAUCGCCGUGAAAAGAGUCUCGAACAAAUCCCGACAAGGGUUGAAAGAGUUUGUCUCGGAGAUCGUGAGUAUUGGUCGGAUGAGUCAUCGGAACAUAGUCCCUCUCCUAGGUUAUUGCCGCCGGAAAGACGAGCUCCUUCUGGUCUACGAUUACAUGCCUAAUGGAAGCUUAGACAAGUAUUUGUACAAUAGUCCUGAGUUAACACUCGACUGGAAACAGAGGAUUAAUGUCCUUAAAGGUGUGGCCUCUGCUUUAUUCUACCUUCAUGUGAAAUGGGAACAAGUGGUGAUUCACCGUGAUGUAAAAGCCAGCAACGUCUUGUUAGACGUGGAGCUUAAUGGGAGACUCGGGGAUUUCGGUUUAGCUCGGUUGUGCUGUCACGGAUCGGAUCCUCAAACCACACGCGUCGCUGGAACAUGGGGAUACUUAGCCCCUGAUCACGUCACGACAGGACGGGGUACAACCGCUACCGAUGUUUUUUCAUUUGGGGUGCUCCUACUAGAAGUGGCGUCCGGUAGACGUCCUAUCGAGAUUGAUAACGAGAGUGGUGAGAGGGUCUUGCUAGUUGAUUGGGUUUUCGAGUUUUGGAUAGAGGGAAACAUCUUGGAUGCUAAGGAUCCGAAUCUAGGGACGGAGUAUGACCAAAGAGAAGUCGAAAUGGUUUUGAAGCUAGGUUUGUUGUGCUCAAACUCCGACCCACAGGCUAGACCAAGUAUGGGACAAGUGUUACAUUAUCUAAGCGGAGACGAAAUGUUACCAGAUUUGUCACCAUCAGACUUGUGUAGGAGAGGGAUGAUGUUGGGAAUCCACCACGGAGUUAGUGAGUUAGGCAUCGUAUCCACCACGAUUGUCGAUUCUGUACUCUCCGGUGGAAGGUGA
This is a messenger RNA of Arabis nemorensis, 900 nucleotides long. Lineage: Eukaryota; Viridiplantae; Streptophyta; Magnoliopsida; Brassicales; Brassicaceae. The record is from the annotation of a GenBank genome assembly.